AUGUCGAGCAGCACACAAUCAGACAACCCCGGCGAGACCAUACGUCUGGCCGUGGAGCGAUUUCGCAUCAAAAUGGAGUCCGCGGAUCGGCAAUUCAUUCAAGACCGCUACGACUUAGGAACGACAAGCUCAAGUGAGAGCUGGAAUGGUAACGCUCCCCUUGGCCCUGUUCAGCAACAUCGCGAGGAGGCAAAGGUCUCGCGGCUAGAGGACCUGAAGACCACAUUUCAUCAGUAUAUGGAUGGGAUCGUUCCAUCAACUAUGGCGCCAGAUGAAUGGCGCGAAAUGUUUAUGAAGACUUUCGAAAGCGUGUCUAAUGAGGCUCCUCGGCAUGAUGACAACGAUGAUGAGGACUUUUAUAUUCUGAGAAGUGAUGAACUGGCUCACUUCAUCAAAUAUGCCAAUGGUGUGCACGAUCCGGACUCUCGUCACUCGGGCAUCUCUCCGUGGGAGCCCGUGCCUCCAAUGAGAAUGGAAAUUCGCGAGUAUGCAUAUACGGAUCGUCCGGCUGUUCAAGCACUAACUCCUCCUGACAUCGCGAAAGCACGAGAAGAAUUGAAGGAGUCUCUUGAAGACAGGCUGCUAGACGAAAACUGGAUUUGGGGCCAUUGCGGCUACGAAUUCGAGGUAAAGGUCGGUUUCCAUACUGGCCUCGGCUCGUGUAUAGAACACGAUGCAUGGUAUAGCAUCUAUAUGUAUUGUCGUCAAUUUGAAGAAGACUCUGAUCCAAGUCACAAGUACUGGACAUGGCGGGUUGUCAUUUUUAGCGCUGAUAUUAUGAAUCCAACCGAGCCGAUAUAUAUUCUAGAUGUCCAAAACAAGAUGAUAAUCUAG
This is a messenger RNA of Penicillium roqueforti, 834 nucleotides long. RefSeq lists its product as uncharacterized. The record is from RefSeq and is a predicted model, not a curated record. The transcript is spliced from 2 exons. Lineage: Eukaryota; Fungi; Ascomycota; Eurotiomycetes; Eurotiales; Aspergillaceae. The coding region runs from base 1 to 834 and encodes 277 amino acids.